This is a messenger RNA of Cyprinodon variegatus (sheepshead minnow), 3993 nucleotides long. RefSeq names its product clathrin coat assembly protein AP180-like. Gene Ontology annotation, biological process: synaptic vesicle budding from presynaptic endocytic zone membrane; clathrin coat assembly; clathrin-dependent endocytosis. Gene Ontology annotation, cellular component: clathrin-coated pit; synaptic vesicle; extrinsic component of presynaptic endocytic zone membrane. Lineage: Eukaryota; Metazoa; Chordata; Actinopteri; Cyprinodontiformes; Cyprinodontidae. The transcript is spliced from 26 exons. Gene Ontology annotation, molecular function: SNARE binding; clathrin heavy chain binding; 1-phosphatidylinositol binding. The record is from RefSeq and is a predicted model, not a curated record. The coding region runs from base 634 to 2811 and encodes 725 amino acids.
CGCUGAGUGAGGCUAGAUUGGCCGAUUAAACAGACGAGAAAGGGGAGGAGGAAAGGGAAUUCCUUUUCGCCCUUUUCCUGUUCAGAGCAUCUUGCGCAUCGAGAGCUGUGCGCAUAUUUUCUAUACGUGUGGAGCACCGGAGGUGGAGGGUUCUGUGCAGAUCAACAGACACUACGGCUUUUUUUUCUUGAUAUGAGACCCGUUGUAUCCUGAUGCACCGAUGCGGGAGGAAAUGCGUCCUAUGGAGUGCUGAUUUGGCGAUUUGCAGCUUUACAAACUCAUAUUUGUUUUUGCGCGAUCCAAUAGGCCUCGCUGAUUCUUCUGCAGCCCUGUUUUUUUAAUAACUGCUGCAGGCUGAGAGACGAGCUGCCAGAGUCCGCUGAAUGUUACAUAACCGAGUGGCUUUAGCUGUCCAAGGUGCUGAACUGAGCGUUUGAACCUCAAAAGGGAGACGAGUCGUGGGGGAUACACAGCCUUACAAGGUCAAAGGCCUGGAAGGCGCUGGAUUCCACCUCGGUGAACAGAAAGGAUUAAAACAAAAAUCGCUGGGUUAUAUUGUUCAUAUUUUAGCUUCACGUCGUCCCCCUGGGGAGAAAUUAGUUUCUGUGGUGGUUGAUCGAGCGGAGAGGGAAAAUGUCGGGACAGACGCUCACGGAUCGCAUUGCCGCUGCGCAGUACCAGCUAACGGGAUCAGAUAUGGCCCGAGCUGUCUGCAAAGCCACCACUCACGAAGUGAUGGCGCCCAAGAAAAAGCACCUGGAAUACUUGGUGUCAGCCACCAAUACUACCAAUGUAAACAUCCCUCAGAUGGCUGACACACUGUUUGAGCGAUCCACCAAUGCCAGCUGGGUGGUCGUUUUCAAGGCCCUUACCACCACUCAUCACAUAUGUGUCCAUGGCAAUGAGAGAUUCAUUCAGUAUUUGGCUUCCAGGACUUCCUUGUUCAACCUCAGCAAUUUCAUUGACAAAACUGGCUCUCAUGGCUAUGACAUGUCUACAUUCAUCAGGAGGUAUGCACGGUACCUGAAUGAGAAAGCCUUCGCCUACCGCCAGAUGGCUUUUGACUUCACCAGGGUCAAGAAAGGUGCUGAGGGAGUGAUGAGAACCAUGACCACUGAGAAGCUGCUGAAAGGCAUGCCUGUUCUGCAGACUCAGAUCGACACACUUCUGGAGUUUGAUGUUCAUCCGAAGGAGCUAAACAAUGGGAUCAUCAAUGCUGCCUUCAUGCUUCUCUUCAAAGAUCUGGUGAAGCUGUUUGCAUCCUAUAACGAUGGAAUCAUCAACCUGUUAGAAAAAUUUUUCAAGAUGAAAAAAAGUGAUUGUAAGGAGGCCUUGGAGAUCUAUAAGAGGUUCCUGACCAGGGUGACAAAAAUUGGGGAAUUCAUGAAGCUGGCUGAGACAGUCGGAGUGGACAAAAACGACAUUCCUGACAUCAACUAUGCUCCCAGCAGUAUCCUGGAGUCUCUGGAAACACACAUGAAUGGUCUAGAGGAUGUAAAAGGUGGAAAGAAAGGUGAAGGGUCUCCAACAAAGGGGUCUCCAACAAACAAUGUGUCUCCAACAUCGACUCCAGCCAAAUCUUCAAAUGCCGUUCCCACACUGCAGCCGCCUCCUGGGGACAGCGCUGCAGCAGCUGCCGCUGCUCCUGAACCAGCUGAAGACUCUUUAUUGGAUCUGGAUCCUCUGGCCUCCACUGGUCCCUCAGCACCAUCAGCUGCACCGACAUCUUGGGGAGAUCUGCUUGGAUCAGAAAUGGGCGAUUCCUUGCUAUCUGAAACCCAACUCGCCGCAGAGGCCGCCCCCUCCCCUGCAGCAGCAGCACCCACUCCUGCAGCGGCAGAACCCAACGUCUCUCUAGCUCCUCCUACUAGCACAGCAGCCGCCACUUCCCCCGGUGCCACCAAUAUGGAUCUGUUGGGAGACGCCUUUGCUACUCCUGCUCCUUCCACUGAGGCCACCGCUGCAGCAGAGGGUGGGGCUGCUGCUUCAUCUGCCCCAGCCACUAACUCUGGAGCUGACCCUUUUGCCCCGUCAGACGACAAUACCAACGCUGCAUCUUCAAAACUAGAUCUUUUUGGGAUGAUGACAGUGGAGAACAGUAGCUCACUGGACGUCUGUUUUAGCUCUAUGGAGACUCAGCCCUCCCCUUCCCCAUCCCCCUCACCGCUCUUCACUUCCACAUCCACCACCACCACUGCCACCAUUUCAGGCUCCGACAUCACCAGCCCUGCGACUGACCUCUUUGGUGAUAUGUUUGACGCCAUGCCAAACUCAAGCCUCUCAAAAACGGAUCCCUUGCCCAGCACUGACUUGUUUUCUGCAGCCGAUUUGUUCAGCCCCCCUGCUCCUAUCCUCUCCUCUGCACCACCCAAAAUUGACACAGGAGGCAUCAUGAGCUUGUUUGGUGAGUCCACAGGAGGGGAUGCCCCGGCUGCUGCUGCACCAGCUCCUGCUCCUGCCGCCGCUGCUCCAAGUUCAGAGCUCAUGUCAGUAUUUGAUGGGCUAGGCGACAUAAUGAAGCCCACUGUGACCCCUCAGGCGGGUGAUGUUGACACCUCUAUGGCUAACAUGGCAAGUAACCUCACAAUGGGAACUGCAGCGGCUCCUCAGGUAGCUCCCCCUAGUUGGGGUGCACCCAUGGCUGGGGCUCCAGUUGCCGGAGCGCCAAUGAUGCCCAUGGCUAGACCAGGCUUUCCUGCCGCAGGAGCGGCCCCUGGAGCACCGAUGUCUCCUGGAAUGGCCCAAAGCCCAAGAAAGCCCCCACCACCCAGGAAUGCUCUGGAUGACCUGAAUAUCAAGGACUUUAUGUAGACUGCCUGACCCAUAAAACCCAAGGUUUGUCAUUGUGUCUGGAGCUCUGUGGAUAUGGAUGUCUGUACCCGUCCCAGCCUCUUCUUCAGCCAGCCAGCCAGCUAUCAUCUCUUCUAUCGUUCCCCUCUAACCUUCCACCAGCUUUGACUGAAAACCCACCCUCCUUAUCUAAUGUUGUAGCACAACUGUGAAUAUGAACCCUAGAUACAGAAAACCAGUUAUGUUUCAAUGUGUGUGAGUGUGUGUGUAUUUCAGUGUUAACCUUUACUUAAUAUACUAUGGAAAGAUAAAUGACCAAAAAAAAAAAAAAAAAUCAAUAAAUGUGUAUUUAGAUUCAUUCAGCAUAUCAGCUGACCUGGAAUGGUGGACGUGUGUUGGAUUCUUUUGGCACCACCAAGGACUGUGUUUGAAGUUAAUGUGGACUUUGUUCAGUGUAGCUUCACUCGCCAGCCCCUCAGUCACUCCCCCCUGAUGUCCAAACCAGUACUGAGCAAUGUUUUGUGUCAUUAUUAACUUGUACCCAUAUUAACUCGGGGAUUGAUCCCCCCACUUUCCAACAUCAUGCUUUUGUAAAACUAUAACAAAAUAAACAAAAGCACCAGGACUGAAUUCACCCGUUCACCCAGACUUUUAAUUGAGCAGAUUAGAUUUCUGUUUUACUUUCAGUUUCCUUUGUUGUGACAUUGUAUGAAACAUGCAAAAAAGUGAACUGUUCAAAUUGACAUAUGCAUUUUAGACUGCUUUAAAUGACAGAUUUUGCAUAUUUUCAGUAACCUUUGUUGUUAAAAAUGGCAUAUAUAGUAUAUAUAUUUUUAGUUACUUUAAAUAAAUAAAAAACUGCAAGUUUGGUUAAAUCUCCCCAAAUUUUUUUGUUCACAACUCUCUAAGAAGAGAUGCGGUGAAUAAAGCUUUUUCUGUGGUGCCCCUGCUGGUGUGAAGUGGUACUGAAUUAGUGCAUGCAAAUGGGCAAUCUGGGUUGCAAUUUAAAAAUCUCAGUGACCUUAAUUUUUUUUCUUGGUUUUGAGAGAAGUGAAAGGUUAAAUAGAGGAUAAAGUUUGCUUUUUUUGGGUCAUUUCUGGUGCAACAGAAGUCAGUACAUUUGCUCAUGUGCAGCCUCUGGGUCCUAAAGGCUUACUGUAAAACAGUCAAGUGUUCACUGGAUGUUUCUGUGUUACUUAAUUU